CGUCACUCCGCAGUCGAAGUCGAACAGUCGGCUGGCGCGCGUGCACGCUACGUUUAGGUUAGAAUUGGCGGGGUUUUAACGCCAGGUGUUUCGCCGCCCCCGCGACCCUUCGCUACCUGACAGCUGUUUUCUCUCGGGAGAUUACUCAGAUGUUUUAAGUCACCUGACUCGAAGUAUGGCAACGGGCGGACGAACACCUAAGCAGAGAAGAUUCGACUUAUCAGCUGGGAUGGCUCUGAGGACGCUCAACACGGCGAGAAGGCGGCGUGGGAGUUGCAAGUGUCUAUUUGGUGCACCAGAUAGAGAGGAAACGAUGCGGUUAAUCGCUGAACAGUAUGGCAGAGAUAGGAAGAGGUUUAUUAAACGGUUCAAUUUUGAUAUUGAUACUGAAUGCGCUUAUAAACCCUCGAAAUUGGAUUCGCCUGUGAGGUUCCGUGAUGAUAAAGAGAAUGAAAGUCCACGGACGGGUUUGGAGGCGUUGUCGUGUGUUGAGAAUACAGAACUGCGUGUAUUGGGGUCACCAUCGCGUCGUGCGAGUGCUGGAAACUCGCCAAGGAGCCCUAGGACUCCAAGAACGCCGAAGACACCGAGAGCAUCACGGACGCCUCGAACCCCACGGACCCCGGCUUCUAGAAGACAGCUACAAAUGACAGAUUAUUGGACUCUACGGAAGCACACAGAUUCGACUUCCAGCGACAAAGAAAACUAAUUACUGUUAAUGUUGUUUAAUUUGAUAGUUUUUUUUUAUAAAUUAUUAAAGAGCAUUUAUUAAAAAUGUAAUUAAGAUUUAUACUGAAUGAAACAUUUAUAGAAAAACCCGGGGUGAACAAAAACAGACAGUUUUGCUUGCAUUAGUAAAUUCAUUAUAUUUUAUUAAGCGCAAGUUUUACCAGAGUCGGGAAUUUGUUAUAUUAAUUAUUAACGUCUGGUUAUACUUUGGCACAAACUUGACUUUAACUUUUGUGUAGCCAUCGACCUUAUUACCCAAGACGCCUAAUAAAGGGCUAACUAGCGAUUAUUUACGAUAUUAUUAGCUCACCAAUCAGCAUUCAGUACCCCGCUCCGGCUCACCUCAAUUGUUUGACUUAAUUGCUUGUAAUGCAAAUACAUACAGAUAGCGCGCGAGUUGAAUGCAGACGGGGCCUGAGGUUAAGAGCGGGAGCAUGUCCCCCCGCUGUCCGCACGCCUCGCCUCGUGCGCCUACAGUCUAGUGCUGUGCCGUCCUCGACAGUUAUCGUACGCUUACCGUGUUAUCGAUAAUACUAAAGCUGUGAUCCCUGGUUAUCGUUUUGAUUUUAAUAAUGACGGAUCCCUGUCCAUCAGGUUCAGUUCUUAAAAAAACGAGUUUUUAUUCAUCGCCAAGCAUUUUAGACGUGAGUGUUGAAAGAGACAUGGCGCUUAUUUCUGCCGUGAAGCAGUAAUGUGUGAACAUAACUGUGUUUCGGUCUGAAGGGCGCCGUAGCUAGUGAAAUUACUGGACAAAUGAGACUUAACAUUUUGUCUUAAGGUGAGGAGCGCAAUUGUCAUGCCGCUCAGAAUUUUUCAAAAAUCCUGAGCGGCACUACAUUGUAAUUGGCAAUGCGUAUCAAUUACCAUCAGCUGAACGUCAUCCUUUUCUCGUUUCUUUUUUCAUAAAUAAAGACAAAAAAAAUUGAUAUAUAAUUAUUUAUAAAAUAAUUUUUCAUUACUUUAACCUAGUGUAAAAUGGUAAACUUAAAGCAUUGUUAAAAUUUAUCGACACAUUCAAAAUUAUAGUCAAUAAUUAUUAUUGGGUCACAUCACUAUCGCAUUCCUUAACUCUGCAUUCAACUCGUGCGAUGAAAGAAGUCUUCUGGGUUAAAAGGUUGAUGUGCGUAGCGCGUGUGUUCACCUCGGUAUAUCUAUAUCAUAAGAAACUAAUAGCAAUAAUAUAGUAUAUAUUUGAUAAGUUGUUCAAAAUUAAUCUUAAUCUAACGAGGCUCUUUCUUUCGGCAUUUCAUUCGUAAAAAUUCAUUGUUAAUUUUUCUGUAUCAUAGUGAGAAUAUAACAAAGAAUUAUAUUAUUUUGUAGUAGUAUUUAAUCAAUUUAUGAUCUCUUCAGAAAAUAGUUUUAAUUUUAAGAAAAAUAUAUGACUCGCUCCAAAUGUGACAUCUUUCUAAUGGUUUCUAAUGGUAAUUAAAACGGUUGUUAGUCAUAACAUACACUGCAAUCCCCAUCAAUUAUUCUGCCGGGUCGUAUUGCGGUACACUACGCCAUAGGUAGUUCUGUGAUGCGUUACGGUUCAUAAAAUCAGGUAAGUUAUGGCACCAUUUAGUCGUCCAUCGCUUAUACAUUAAAAACUAGAAAUUUAAAUAAUGAACUAUAAAAGUUAUACAGUCUUAUAAAUUAAAUCAAUUAAACUACUUACAAAAUUGUUUAUAUUUAAUUUAUGUAUUUAUUAUCUAGUCUUACUUAAACGCAAUAAGAACUUCCUAAAAUAGAUUGUACUUAAGUAGAUGUACUAAUUCCGAGUUUAACAAAAUAAAUUAACUAUAUUUAACAGCAACAUGUGCUUAAGUUAAAAAUAAUUAAUACUUAACAUGCUUAUAUUAAAAGUUAGUAAAAUUCAAGGGUUAUGCACAACUUUCUAUGUAAGUUUUCGUUAAGUUGAAAAUUAUGUAUUGAUUUCGAAAAAAUUUUUAGUAAUUUAUGUUUCAAAAGGAGUGCAUUGUAAUAAUUCACUGUUAUCUCUUAGUAACAUACAAAUCUAGUUAUAAGGUGCAUUACCUAGAGAAUAAGUUAGUAAUCGGUUUAAAAAAAUAUAUCGAUAUGUAUGUUAUAACCAGAAAAACAUAUUAUGUAAAAUAGUUAUAUAUUACGCUUCACAAAUAAAAGGACUGGAUUAAAUCUA
Messenger RNA from Leptidea sinapis, 2869 nucleotides. RefSeq lists its product as uncharacterized. Gene Ontology annotation, biological process: regulation of cell cycle. The transcript has 2 exons. Gene Ontology annotation, molecular function: cyclin-dependent protein serine/threonine kinase inhibitor activity. Gene Ontology annotation, cellular component: nucleus. The coding region runs from base 176 to 709 and encodes 177 amino acids. The record is from RefSeq and is a predicted model, not a curated record. Lineage: Eukaryota; Metazoa; Arthropoda; Insecta; Lepidoptera; Pieridae.